UGGGACUUAUGCGGAAGUAGCUGGUAGAGAUUGAUGAAAAUGGGGACACCUACAGAAGAUGAAGUCUUAGCUGGAAUAAAACGACUGAUUCUUGAGGAAAAAAGAGAUAUACUUUGUAGAUAUAUGAAUCCAGAACGUUAUUUCGAUUAUUUGAGGUCAAAGUUCGUAAUAAAUGAAGAGGACAAAGAGGAGAUAGAGUUCGAAAAAACGAGGAGGAAAAAGGCUAGCGUUAUGAUUGAUAUUAUACUGAAAAAAGGAGGCGAUGCUUACGACAUAUUUGUAAAGGCGAUACAGGCAGAUCGGACACAAACACACUUGGUGAAUUUACUUCAUGAAGAGUACGAGAAACGCAAAAAUAACUACUUUGCUUUGGUUAAAAAACAACCCGUGACUACGGCACCUAUCAACGAUCAGUUCCUUCCGAGACCACCGCCACCUCCACCAAUGGCAGGUUUAUGUUCUGAUGAAAACAACCAAAGAGAUUGCCAAGUUCUUCCCCCUCCUACAACUACAGCACCGCUCAACACUCAAGCGAGAACUAAUAAUAAACCGUCCCCAUUACUGGUGGGACCUCCUGUCAGUGAUGGUCGAGCCAGAACUGAAGCCCCACCAGAGCCUUUGGUUCCGUCCUCAGUUAGGACAGAAAAUCGUAUUCCAUCGGUUGUCCACGCAACCACAUGCAGACACACACCGUCUUCGACAAACCAAAGUGCUGAUACUGAAUCUACGAAAGACCAGAAGGAUCAGACGAAUCGACACAAAUUAAAAUUCACCUCCCGUUCCGCAGACCACGCCGAUAUCGACGAGGAAACACAUAGAAAAGAAGUGUUUUCACGCGAAGGCGAGGAACACACAGAGUCAGUGAAGACAGAAAGUGACAGUUCUUCAGAGUUUUCCUCCGAGUCUACAAAACCAAAGGAAUAAAACUGAAUGAUCCAGUUCGGAAAUCUUAAUAGCGCGACAUUUGUCUACAAAUUUCAAACAUUCAAUAUUUCAAAAGGAUGUAUUCGAAGUCUGGCAAUGUUAACUCUGUUGCUUGAACAUAAAGAUGAAAAUGUCUGACAUUUGCUUUUUUGCAGAUUUCGCAUGGACCGUACCUAGUUUGUUCUCAUUGUACACGUGCUACGUGAGUACGGCACAAAUAUGUCGUUAUGAGCGACAAAUGGAAUAGGUUCAGAGAAAAAGGGGCGGGGUUCCACAGUUUUGGUAUUUUUUAAAAUUUUCUUAUUACUUUCACAAUAUGUAAUCAUCCACAGUUAAAACGUCUCCAUUUCUGGUCGUUUCGAUUGUGUUAGUGUAACAUCAAAAGUUAAGUUUCGCCUCGACAUUGCUUGAUGUAACAAAAGAUGAGUUCACAUGAAAAUGCAACGCAAUAUUCUUUGAAAAUACAAAAUCCUAGGUAAAUUUGUGGAAUGCGGUUUCUAUUGUCUAUAAAAUUUCGUCCCUAAAGUAUUUGUUAAAAAGGAAAUAAACGACACUGAUGCAUUACAAUCAUAUUAGCAGCAAUGCUAUAAUA
Molecule: messenger RNA, 1516 nt
Organism: Ylistrum balloti
Lineage: Eukaryota; Metazoa; Mollusca; Bivalvia; Pectinida; Pectinidae
Product: B-cell lymphoma/leukemia 10-like
Exons: 3
Coding region: 34-924 (296 amino acids)
Biological process (GO): apoptotic process; canonical NF-kappaB signal transduction; positive regulation of extrinsic apoptotic signaling pathway
Cellular component (GO): cytosol; CBM complex
Molecular function (GO): NF-kappaB binding; transcription coactivator activity; kinase activator activity
Source: RefSeq, a predicted model, not a curated record